Molecule: messenger RNA, 3161 nt
Organism: Platichthys flesus (European flounder)
Lineage: Eukaryota; Metazoa; Chordata; Actinopteri; Pleuronectiformes; Pleuronectidae
Product: LIM and senescent cell antigen-like-containing domain protein 1
Exons: 11
Coding region: 162-1373 (403 amino acids)
Biological process (GO): positive regulation of integrin-mediated signaling pathway; cell-cell adhesion; cell-cell junction organization
Cellular component (GO): cell-cell junction; focal adhesion; cytoplasm
Source: RefSeq, a predicted model, not a curated record
AGUGCAGUCUGAUCAGUGGUUCUGUCUCCUUCUUGUUCUGUGGAUUACAGCUCCCACUGCUUUCUGGAUCCCCCCUCGCAUUACUGGAAACUACUAUUUGGAGUUGCUACAUUCCCACAGGUGUUAGCUGGAUCUUUGCACUUAAUUCUAACUUUUUAACUAUGGAGCAAAACGGUCGUGCCCUGCCGCCAUCAAUACCUGAGGACAGUGAAGUCCUGGACCAUGUUCCUCGUGGGGAUAUGAAUGGCUUCCACCAGAGGCUUCAGGACGGAGGGGAGGCGGAGGUCCCAGAGUCCAAGUCUCAGAGGCGGAAGAGCGAUGUCAAAGUCUAUAAGGAGUUUUGUGAUUUUUACGCUCGCUUCAACAUGGCCAACGCUCUGGCCAACGCCAUGUGCGAGCGCUGUAAGAGCGGCUUUGCCCCGGCGGAGAAGAUCGUGAACAGCAACGGGGAACUUUACCACGAGCAGUGCUUUGUGUGUGCCCAGUGUUUCCAGCAGUUCCCAGAGGGACUCUUCUAUGAGUUUGAAGGCAGGAAAUACUGUGAACAUGACUUCCAGAUGCUCUUCGCUCCCUGCUGCCACCAGUGUGGUGAAUUCAUCAUCGGCCGUGUGAUCAAGGCCAUGAACAACAGCUGGCACCCUGACUGCUUCUGUUGUGAUAUCUGCCAGGCCGUGCUGGCCGAUGUGGGCUUUGUAAAGAACGCUGGAAGGCACUUGUGUCGCCCGUGUCACAACAGAGAGAAAGCUCGGGGCCUGGGCAAGUACAUCUGUCAGAAGUGUCACGCUAUCAUUGAGGAACAGCCUCUGCUGUUCAAGAAUGACCCCUACCACCCUGAUCACUUCAACUGCAACAACUGCGGUAAGGAGCUGACUGUAGAUGCCAGGGAGCUGAAGGGGGAGCUCUACUGUCUGCCUUGCCACGACAAGAUGGGGGUCCCCAUCUGCGGAGCCUGUCGCAGACCCAUCGAGGGCCGUGUGGUCAACGCCAUGGGCAAGCAGUGGCAUGUGGAGCAUUUUGUGUGUGCUAAGUGUGAGAAACCGUUCCUGGGACACCGUCACUACGAACGCAAGGGCCUGGCCUACUGCGAAACACACUACAACCAGCUGUUUGGAGACGUCUGCUACCACUGCAACCGUGUCAUUGAAGGAGAUGUGGUGUCUGCUCUGAACAAGGCCUGGUGUGUCAACUGUUUUGCCUGCUCCACCUGCAACACCAAGCUCACCCUCAAGGAUAAGUUUGUGGAGGUGGAUCUGAAACCCGUGUGUAAGCACUGCUAUGAGCGCCUGCCGGAUGACAUGAAGCGCCGACUUGCCAAGCGGGAACGUGAAUCAAAAGACAAGAAGAAGAAGAAUUUGAUACCCAUGUGUCUGUGAUCCUCUCUUUCUCCUUUCUUCUCAUUUCCACUGUUCCUCCUUUGGAACAAGUUUGUGGAGUUUGACAUGAAGCCAGUGUGUAAGAAGUGCUAUGAGAAAUUCCCUCUGGAGCUGAAGAAGAGACUGAAGAAACUCUCCGAAACUGUGGCCCGCAAGUGAACAAACGUCGAGCCGGAGGGAGAAGAGCAAGAUGAGACCCUGAGGCGCCCUCACAUGGAAAAAGUCACAUUUCCCGAAGAGACAAUCGUAAAAGAGAUGAGAAAUUGUGUGGUUGAUAUCGUUGGUAUUUUAAAUUUUGGUUGGUUAUUUCAGUGAAAAGAUCAAUUUGUUUGUCCUCUCAGUCACAGCUUUAAAGCACUGAGGAUCAUUUCAUCAGCCUGAAACUGACAGGCUCAGAGUAUUGGUUUCUUGGUUUGACUUGAACCUGUUCAGCUCAGUUACUGCACUGUACUUUAUUCACAUGCUUGCCUUCUUUCACUGCUAUACAUAUAAGUAUAUAUAAACAUAAACACGCCUGACGAUGGUCCUGUAUUUAUAGUAUCGUGAGCUUUAAGAGACCAUUGACACAUGGGAGUAGUGUUUCUCCUUAACGCUGUGUUGACAUGUUGAUCGACAGUUUGCCAACUUGUCUCGAUGCCAAAAGAACGUGUGUCCUGUUUGACUCCUGUUACCGUAUGUAACUGAUACUCUUAUAUCAUAUAAAGCCAAAUGUGUAUAUAAUAUUAUAUCUAAUAUGUCAUUUUUUUCACCAACUUGUAUUCUUUUAUGUACUACUAACUUGUAUUUCCUGUAUUAUGCUAUAUAACUUUAUUUUUAGCCCUAUAAAAUGUUUAUUUUUUGCAGUGACGGUCUGAGGACAUCACACUGGCUCCUUGAUGUUGCAGUGAUGGACUAAACCAUUAUCUGGACUUUGAUGGAUUGCCUUGUUACAUAUAUGUAUUUUAUAUCUGAAACAAUACAAAACAGGUGGAAAGUGGUAUUUAUAGUGUUACACGUCUAUUAAGUUUUAGUUUUAUCCACUGUCAAUUCCAGUAAAUACAUGGGUGUCAAACAAUAUUAGAAACCUCUUUCAGAAGUAAUCCAAUCCAGUUCAACACCAGCUUAUAAAUGAACAACUUCUCUGACGCCCUGUCAACAACUACUGGACUGUGCAGUGACAGCUUUGACAACUUUCCAUGACAACUGGUAACUGACUGCGUGUGUGGUUGUGUGUGUUACAACAUGAUAGCCUGUGGCAUGUGCUGAGACCGGAUCUGGGAGUAAUGUCAGAUGUAAGAACUUGUGUGUUAGUGUGUAAUCCAGAGAAAGUGAUCCUCUUAGGAAGGUGUACCGACUUCCUCGGGCUCAGACCCUCUUAGCAAAGAAAAACCAACUGUUGUGAAUGGGGGAAGAAUCGCUUCCGUUUUUCACUAGGUUUCACUCGAGCUGUAUAUUAUCGUAGAAAGCUUUUCUUUUGUGUAAAGAAAGACACAUUCCACAAAAACCCACCCAUUUCUCAUAUGUCACUUAGGGGUAACACUUAGUGAUUGUUGUGAAUAAGAACUUCAGCUUCAAUAAUAAAGACUCCAAAAUGUAGUUUUAUUUGAUAUUUAACCAUCUGGGUGACGGAGAUGACUCUGCCGCUCUUACAUUGUAUUUUAUCGUCACAAACUUUUUUCAAGAGACAAUGUUUCUCCAUGUAGACACACCAAAGUGCAUGUUCCAGACUUGAAUGGAAAGUUAUUUUUCAGUAUAUCUAAGUUGAUUGUAUUAUUUCUUCUGAAUAAAUGUUGGUCAAUGCUAAUAAUA